GUGUGAGCAACGUGUGUUUUAAAACUGCUUGAGUGAGCUAACAUCUUGCUGUGUGUGUGUGAGUGUGUGUGAGUGUGUGUGAGUGUGUGUGAGGAUGAGGGCCGUCACCGCUGUGCUGUGCGUCCUGCUGGUCGCCCAGGUCGGAGCCUCUAGGUCGGUCCGCGACACCCAGGGCACCCCCCAAGCUCCAGAACCGUCCAAGAACAACGGCUCUGUCCCGCGUCCGCCCCCACAGCCCCGAGGCUCCUUCCCCCCCAUGUGCAUUAAGCCCACAGAGAUCAAGUACGCCUUCAAGUACGUGAACACCAUCGUGUCCUGCCUGAUCUUUGUGGUGGGGAUCAUCGGCAACUCAACGCUGCUCAGGAUCAUAUAUAAGAACAAGUGUAUGAGGAAUGGACCCAACGUCCUCAUCGGCAGCCUGGCUCUGGGGGACCUGCUUUAUAUCAUCAUCGCCAUUCCCAUCAAUGUGUUCAAGUUAUUAGCCGAGGACUGGCCGUUCGGUGUUUACGUCUGUAAGUUGAUGCCGUUCAUCCAGAAAGCUUCAGUGGGAAUCACCGUCCUCAGCCUGUGUGCCCUCAGUAUUGACCGCUACCACGCUGUGACGUCAUGGAGCAGGGUGAAGGGGAUGGGGAUCCCUCUGUGGAAAGCAGUGGAGGUGACUCUGAUCUGGCUGGUUGCCGUGGUGCUCGCGGUCCCUGAGGCGCUGGCGUUCGACAUGAUGGAGCUGUCGUACAGAGGCAACAAGAUGCGUGUGUGUCUGCUGCACCCAGAACAGACAGGCAGCUUUAUGCAGUUCUACCAGGACGUGAAAGACUGGUGGCUGUUUGGCUUUUAUUUCUGCUUCCCACUGGCCUGCACAGCAAUCUUCUACACACUCAUGUCCUGCGAGAUGCUCAGUCGCAAAAAAGGCAUGCGCAUCGCACUCAACGACCACAUGAAACAGCGGAGGGAAGUAGCGAAGACGGUGUUCUGCCUCGUUUUGAUUUUCGCUCUCUGCUGGCUGCCCCUCCAUCUCAGCCGUAUUCUGAAGAACACAAUCUACGACCAAAAUGACCCCAACCGCUGCGAACUGCUCAGCUUCCUGUUAGUGAUGGACUACAUCGGCAUCAACAUGGCCUCCCUUAACUCGUGCAUCAACCCCAUCGCCCUCUACUUUGUCAGCCAGAAGUAUAAAAACUGCUUCCAAUCCUGCUUCUGCUGCUGGUGCACUCUGGGAAGUGCAGUUUUGUGA
Messenger RNA from Etheostoma cragini (Arkansas darter), 1231 nucleotides. RefSeq names its product endothelin receptor type B-like. Lineage: Eukaryota; Metazoa; Chordata; Actinopteri; Perciformes; Percidae. Gene Ontology annotation, biological process: regulation of blood pressure; G protein-coupled receptor signaling pathway; vasoconstriction. The record is from RefSeq and is a predicted model, not a curated record. Gene Ontology annotation, molecular function: endothelin receptor activity. Bases 95 to 1231 code for a protein of 378 amino acids. The transcript is spliced from 8 exons. Gene Ontology annotation, cellular component: membrane.